Molecule: messenger RNA, 1173 nt
Organism: Heterobasidion irregulare TC 32-1
Lineage: Eukaryota; Fungi; Basidiomycota; Agaricomycetes; Russulales; Bondarzewiaceae
Exons: 9
Coding region: 1-1173 (390 amino acids)
Biological process (GO): D-galactonate catabolic process; amino acid catabolic process
Molecular function (GO): galactonate dehydratase activity
Source: RefSeq, a predicted model, not a curated record
AUGUCGUUGAAAACCAAGCAAGCGAGUUAUAUAUCCAAGGUUGAGCUCUUUCGUCUGCCCCCACGCUGGCUCUUCGUCCGUAUUGAAACCACCGAUGGGCAUGUGGGGUGGGGAGAAGCGACUCUUGAAGGGCACACGGAAGCGGUAGAAGGUGCUCUUAAUGAUCUCCAAGAGCGAUUUAUGGGCUGGGACGCAGAUGGAAUCGAGGACAUCUGGCAGCACGCAUAUCGGGCUCGAUUCUAUCGCGGUGGCCCUGUUCUCAUGUCCGCGCUGUCCGGUCUGGAUAUUGCAUUGUGGGACAUCAAAGGCAAGAAGCUCGGCGUGCCUAUCUGGCAGUUACUCGGUGGCAAAGUGCGCGAUCGUGUCAAAGUCUAUGGGUGGAUCGGCGGGGAUAAGCCGAGCGAUGUGUAUGAGGGAGCGAAGGCUCGCAGAGAGCAGGGCUUCACUGCUGUAAAGAUGAAUGGGACAGAGUCCAUCGCAUGGAUUGAUUCUCCCACUAUACUUACAGAUACGGUCGAGCGCGUUAAGAGCGUGCGCAGCCUGGGCAUGGACGUGGGUGUGGACUUCCAUGGUCGCCUGCACAAGGGAAUGGCCAGGCAACUCGCGAAAUUACUAGAACCGUACCAGCCGAUGUUCAUAGAAGAGCCGCUCCUUCCAACCCAGCCAGAGGAAAUUGCAGAUCUUGCACAGCAAAUCUCAACGCCCAUUGCCCUUGGUGAACGACUUUACACUCGCAUGGACUUUCGUCCCUAUCUGGAGCGCCGUGCUAUCGACAUCGCACAACCCGAUGUUUCACACUGUGGAGGCAUCAGCGAGUUAAGGCGUAUCGCGUCGCUGACGGAAGCAUACGACGUUGCACUGGCUCCACACUGUCCUAUAGGGCCUAUUGCAUUAGCCGCCUGCAUUCAGGUCGCUCUUCACGCGCCCAACUUCAUUAUUCAGGAGAUGAGCUGGCAGAUACACUACAAUCAAGGCGCAGACCUCUUCACUUAUCUAUCUGACUCGUCUGUGUUCGCCGUUAAAGACGGACAUGUUGAGGCCUUGCAGGGCCCCGGAUUAGGAAUUGAAAUUAACGAGGUUCUUGUGCGAGAGACAUCGGAAAAAUGCAAGAAUGAGAAGGCUUGGAGGAAUCAAGUCUGGAGGGGCCCAGAUGGAACCCAACGGGAGUGGUAG